Messenger RNA from Peronospora matthiolae, 2022 nucleotides. The record is from the annotation of a GenBank genome assembly. NCBI's taxonomy places the organism in Eukaryota, Oomycota, Peronosporomycetes, Peronosporales, Peronosporaceae.
AUGGAGGACGAGGACGUUGCGAUCUGCUUACUGCGCAGUCUGCCCAAGAGUUUCGAGAACGUGGUUCUCAACUUGGAGAUGAGCAGCGCAGAGCUUCGAUCGCGGGACGUCGUGAAAGUGCUCACGAACGAGCAUGUCAAGCGGCAAGGUGACAAGACGACAUCGGUGAAGACUGAAGACGCGGCCAAGGCGUUUAGCACCGAGCGUGAACCGCAUCAUUGCACGUACUGCGGAAAACUGGGGCAUACAAUGGACCGAUGCUGGACCAAGCAGAAGAACGAAAAUCAAGGUGGAGCUCGACGCGGCGGCAACAAUGCUCGUGGACGCGGAGCCAACAACGUUCAGUGGCGAACCAACAGCAACUACGACGACAACUACGAUCGAGUUGCGUUCGCGGUUUCGCUGGAGGCUGGACUUUCGACGGGCAAGAAUAUGCCAGGGAUGUGGGCAGUCGACAGCGGUGCGACGCAUCACAUCUGCAACGACAAAGCCAAGUUUGCAAGCCUGAAUGAGCGAGAGGAAGGCGAAUUAUCAGUGGCUGAUGGCAGCAAGGCUGCGAUCAAGGGUGUGGGAACCUUCAUGGAACGGGUGGUUCUGCCCAAUGGUGACGAACGCGACAUCGAGAUCAAGGACGCGCUGUUCGUACCAAGUAUGAGCAAGAAUCUGCUUUCGGUGCCACAGAUCAACAAGGGUGGCAAAUUCCAAGUCGUGUUCGAUGGGUCCAAGAUGCAAGUGAAGCGCAAGAAUUCCACACAACUCGUGGCAACAGCGGAUCUUGUCGAUGGACUUUACUGGCUGCGGAAUCCUCAACGAUCGGCAAAUGUAGCAACACGCAAUGGGACUAUCGACUUGCAUGCGCGCAUGGGUCAUGCACCCCUUGAAGUUCUGCGCAAGAUGGUGGCCACCGGCAUGAUCAAGGACGCCAAGGCACCUCUCAACUCGACUGGUUCAAGUGUGUGUCGCGGUUGCCAGCAAGGAAAGAUGGUCCAGAAACCAUUCCCAACCAACCGUGACAAACGUCAAUAUGGUGUGUUCGAGUUGCUGCACUUCGACAUCUGCGGGCCAAUGGAACAAGUCUCGAUCGGCGGCAGCAGAUACUUACUGCUUGUGGUUGGCGAAGCCAGCGGUUGCAUGAAGGGCUUCUGUCUGCGGUCCAAGUCUGAGAGUAAAGACUGUAUCAAGAACCACAUUAUCAAGAUUCAGACUCAGUUCGGCACGAAGAUCAAGUUUGUUCGGCACGAUGAAGCGCAUGAGUUUGCGACCAGCUCGAUCAAGACCUUCUACGAAGGUCAUGGUAUCGAACAACAGGUCACGGUGCCGUAUGCACACCAGACCAACGGCACCGCAGAACGCGCGAUAAGGACCAUCGUCACGAUCGGACGCAGCUUGUUGCAUCAUGCAAAGCUGGAGAAGUGUUUCUGGGCUGAAGCGGCAAUGACGGCGAUCUACGUCAAGAACCGCCUGCCUUCACCCAAGAUCGACCACAAGACUCCGUUCGAGAUCGUGUACAAGUCGAAACCAAGUGUCAAGCACAUGCGCGUGUUUGGAUGUCGGGCGUUUAUCCUGACACAAAGGGAGAAGCGAUUGAAGUGGGACCCGAAGGCUCGUGAAGGGAUGUUCAUGGGCUACGAAGAAGCGUCAAAAGCUUAUCGAGUUGACGAUGAUGAAGAUGCGGAGUUGGACCUCGACCUCCUGGCGAUCAACGAGGACGACGUGCGUCAAACCGUCUACAAGCAGACUGGCAAGCGCAAGAGUGAAGCAAGACCCGGCAUGUCACGUUCAGCUCGCCCUCGAACUGGGUUGGAACAAGCAAGUGCGCCGGAACACGUCUCCAACCGUCACCAGAAACGACGAUCAAGUGCUCCAGAAACGAUGUCUGAUGACGAAGAAGACGCGAGCGUCUACGAUCAAGAUGACGACUCGACGCCUCCAACAUUUUGGCGUGCAAGUGCAAACGCAGUGGAAGCAACGGACCUAGCAGAACCUGUGACUUUUCAAGACGCGAUUAAUAGUCCUGAUUAA